Molecule: messenger RNA, 2566 nt
Organism: Amphimedon queenslandica
Lineage: Eukaryota; Metazoa; Porifera; Demospongiae; Haplosclerida; Niphatidae
Product: nuclear cap-binding protein subunit 1-A-like
Exons: 26
Coding region: 34-2463 (809 amino acids)
Biological process (GO): nuclear-transcribed mRNA catabolic process, nonsense-mediated decay; mRNA export from nucleus
Cellular component (GO): nucleus; nuclear cap binding complex
Molecular function (GO): RNA cap binding; mRNA binding; protein binding
Source: RefSeq, a predicted model, not a curated record
AAUUAAUGAGUGUUGCGUGGGUGGGCUGACAGCAUGUCUACAUGGCGGGACAGAGACGAGAGAAAGAGAGGUAGAGAUGACUAUGAUGUCCCUGACGGCCCGCCCUACAGCAAGAGGGGGAGGAGGAGUGACCCUUCAGGGUACCGUGGGAGAGGGGGCGGGGCUUGGAAGGAUGAAAGGAAAGUGGAAUUGUCAACUGAAGAGAAAUUAGUUUCGUUAAUUGAAAGAGUUGGAAACGAUACGAAAGGUUUAUUAGAAAAUACUAUUCAAAGUUUGGCAGACAUUUUAAUACCGGAAAUGGACGAAUACAAAGACAAGAUAAUGCAAACAAUUAUGAGAUGCGCCAGAGAAUAUUCAGAGAAAAUGUCAAUAUAUUCGACACUAGUAGGAGCACUGAACAUGAAGAAAUCUGACAUUGGAGAGGAGUUUGUUGAUUUGUUGAUUGAAGACCUAAAGUCAGCACUGACAAUGAAUAAGUUCUUAAGCGUCAAAUCACUGGUGAGGUUCCUUUCUGACCUAACCAAUGCUAGAGUAGUCCCUCUAUCAUCAAUAGUGUCUCUAUAUGACACACUAAUAACUGUCACCUAUGAACCAGGAAUAUCCCAGUUGAGGUCUGAUUGGUACACGUACGUUCUCCUCUCCUCCCUCCCGUGGGUGGGAGGGGAGCUACAGCAGAAGAGACAAGUGGAACUGGACAGACUAUUAUCAGCAAUUGGAGGAUACAUGAGUAAGAGGACCACUAAUUAUCUUCCUGCUCUCCAGUCCUGGCAGUCCGACCGUCCCUACCCUCAGAGAGACCAACUGGACCUGUUAUGGUCUCAGGUACUGAAGAUGAAGGAGGAAGGUUGGAAGGAGGGAGUUCUUGUACGACCAUACGCUCCAUUAGAAUCCGAACUCUCCUCAGCUUACGGACACCCGCUCCCUAAUAUAAUAAUACCAGGCCACACCCUUGACUCCGCCUACCCCCUCCCAUCCACUGUGUUCCGGUGUAUUGGUGAAUCAGACCUUCCUCCUCAUGUCGGUCCCAGUCUACCUCAAUCAGAGUCAAUCAAUAGAUAUCUGAUCACCGAUAUCAUCAGUUCAAUCAUCAACUCUCACACAGGGAACAGGAAGGCCUGUGCCCACCAGCUGAAUGUCGUAAUAGAAAGGCUACAUCACUUGCCAGUAGAGUACAUGACGGCUGAGGUCUUAUUUGGAUUCAUAUUCACCCUCCCUGUCCCUCCACAUUCCCUCCUGUACUAUGGGUCACUGACCAUUGAGUUAUGUAAACUAAGACCUGCUACAUAUCCUGUCAUUCUAACUCAAUUAAUCGAUAUUCUAUUUUCACAACUCGAUCACAUCAAUUUUGUCGUUGCCGAAAGGUUUGCCUGGUGGUUUUCGUAUCACCUCAGUAACUAUGGUUACCACUGGGACUGGAGCAAAUGGGUGUGGUGUUUACAGUGUGCUCCUGAUAGCCCGCCUUGCUGGUUUGUUAAACAGGUUUUUGAGCGAUGUAGCAGAUUAGGAUCUCAUGAAGUAUUUUCGGAACUGGUACCAGAUGAUUUCAAACCACUCCUGACCCCGCCCAACGAUUCUUACUACCUCUAUGCUGAAGAUGGAGUUCAGGGUUUUGAGGUUGCUAAGCAACUCGUUGAGUCGAUGAAAGCUAAAGUACCACUGGAGAGGCUGAAGGAGGUGCUUGAUGGAACUGACAUUGGGAAUAAUUCAGAAGAACAAUUACUGGAGCUAAAGGUAUCAAUACUCACUCACUGUAUCUUGCAUAUUGGAGAUAAAACCAUCAGUCACUGCUUCACUGCUUUGCACAAAUUCCGAUCACUAUUGCUGGAACUCCUAGAGACUGAGAAUGCAAAGUUAUACUGUCUGUCAGCUGUGGGAGAAUUCUUUGAAGAAAAUACUCAAUUGCACUGUUUAGUGAUAGAUAGGUUAGUUAGGCAAGAGCUCAUUGAUAAUGGAUCAAUCAUUAAAUGGUGCUUCACCUCUUCCAAUCACCCUGACUUCACCAGUCGGCUGUUUUGGGAUAUAUUAAGAAGCUCUUUCUCUCGAGUUAAUAAAAGUUUACUGCAAUGUGAGAAAGAACUGGAAGAAAUCAAAGAAAAACUUCAAAAAACAACAGGUCUUGAUGAGUUAGUUGAUGGAACUGAAGACAAACAAGAGCUGGAGUGGAAGAUACAAGAACUGGAAGAGAAAGUGGAGGAAAGAAGCACUGAACAGAAAGAAGUCUUCCUAUCAACCUGCCGAUAUUUAAUUGAGUCGCUAUGUUCCCAUUUAUCGACUUGCGAUGAAGAAGGAACUGAUUAUGAAACUACCUGGUACACCUGUAUCACUGAUAAUACCCGCCAGUUAUUAAUACAGUAUCACACUGUCUAUCGACAAUAUUCAUAUUCGUUAGAGAGCGAUUGUUUUGGGGGCGGAGUCGACUUAAGAGUACAAGAAAUAUACAAACAAUUUCAAGGAAUACUUUAAUAACUUAUUAAUAACUGUUAAUAAGUAUUAAUAACUGCUACUGUACAUUUGUUGUACAUGUGUUUAAAAAUCAGUGACCCUUCCUUUUCUUUCCCAGUCACCA